Messenger RNA from Rhagoletis zephyria (snowberry fruit fly), 673 nucleotides. RefSeq lists its product as uncharacterized. The record is from RefSeq and is a predicted model, not a curated record. Lineage: Eukaryota; Metazoa; Arthropoda; Insecta; Diptera; Tephritidae.
GCAGCAACAGACAAGAACAAUAGGCAAGCGAGAUACGGAAAAUAAUAGAAGAAUUCAAAAGGUUUCUGGUCUCUGGCAAUACGUUGGCUGGAGUUACUGUCGCAGACAAAUACAGAAAACAAUGGGACGAUUAUUCGAGAUGCCAGCGACAGGAAGACGUUCGCUGAGGCGAGCAAAGAGAAAUGUUUUGCAAUUAUUGGCUGACUCUAGAAAACAAAUACAGGAUAUGUUUCAAAAUGAAGAGUCAACCAAGGCAAAACUUCAACCGAAUCAACAGUUUCUUAGCACAGAUACAGUAUCAAUGAUGGAGAAAGGUAAAAUUCGAGAAACGGCGAGCGACGCACAGUUUAAUCCGGAAAGACGAGCCGAAGAUAUUCUGUCGCAGUAUAAUCGGGAUACCACAUUCGAAUACGAGCAAUGCUUUACAGGAAGGGCAACGAAUAGCUUUCCAAUACAAGCAGAUCAAUGUAGCUAUGUGGCUGGUGCAACACUUAAUCUAAAAAACAAAAGGAAUUUGCAGUUAGCAAGUAAUCGGUUAAAGCUUAAUAACGCAGUGGCACUGCGAACACCCGAAGCGGACAUACCCAAUGCUUUGAUGUUAGCUGUAAAAUCAAACGAGGAGGUAAUUAAAAGUCCACAGCUACAAGAGGUAGUAAAUGCAUCUGGUAACUAA